CUCAUAACAAAAAAAAUCUUCUUGCGACUGUAGCUUGGAAAGAUUUUGAAUUGCAAGAUUUUUCCUCUCAAAUACCGUCUCUGGUUUCCAUCUUCCCGGGAAAAGUCCCACUCUCCUGUGCUCUCAGGAGACCUGAAGUUUGUUGUCAAGACGUUGCCCCAACAAGUGAUCUGGAUACAUUGAAUAUGAAUGGUCAACAGUCAAGUUCAUUACAACACACCCAAAUGAUGUCUAUGAACAAAGUGCCUAUGCUCUGUAGAUUUGGGGGCAACUUCAUUUGGGAAUCAAAUAAGGUCUAUUAUAAGGAAGGCACAAACCGUAUUGUUCAUGUCGAUCGAGCGAUCAAUUACCUCAAUCUUUUAUCCAAAGCAUUGGAGAUUUGUAAGUUGACCGAUGUCAGUAGCAUCAAGUACAAAUAUCCUGGUCAAGAUUUGGAUUCACUUGUGUCAAUUGAGGAUGAUGAUGAUGUAUCCAAUAUGAUGGAAGCAUUUCUUUGUAGCAGUGACCCUAUUCAUCUCUUCGUUUUUGGUGCCCAAAAACUUUCAAUCCCCAUUCCGAUUCCCAGUAAUCUGAUGCAGAAUGCCGAUAGUGGAAAUGAUGAAUCAUUGUUGUGGGAUUUACAUGGAAGUAAUGGAACACUUGCACAUUCCUCACAUAAUACUAAUGCCAAUAACAAUGAUGUUUCAAAUGUGUCCAAUGACCUGCCUGAAAUGGACUGCUUGCUGAUGGAUAAUCAAGAAUUACCUUGCAGGGUGGUUGAUAGUUGUGUUAAUGAUAUGGCGAGAAUGAUCCCAGCUUUAAAAGAAGGGCAAGAGUUUGAAGAUUCAAAUACUUUUCUCAAUACUGAGCAUGCAAUAUGUUCGAAUUUUGAAUACAAGCGAACCAAGUCAAGCAUGUUCUAUUAUAAGGUGAAAUGCAUUAAAGACAAUUGCUCAUGGCGCAUAUAUGCAUGUAAGCUUCUUGGCAAGCCUACAUUCAAGGUAGAAUCCUUGAAGGGAAACCAUACUUGUAUUGCUGCAAAUGAAUCAACAGUGUCAAGCAAAAGAAAGCGUCGACAAGCUAGCAGGAUAUGGAUUGCUGGUUUGGUCAAGGAUCGGCUCCAGAAAAAUUUACGCUGCACACCUAAAGAUAUUGUCGAUGAGAUUAGUCAAAAAUAUGGGAUCAAAGUAAGUUAUGAUAAAGCUUGGAGGGGUAAAGAAUUGACACUAAAUGAGAUGGACUUUGAACCGAUUGUUCAAGCUCUUUGCAAAAAAAUUGAGAUGACAAAUCCAGGAAGCACAGCAAAGCUUGACCGGUCAUUAGACAACUCCUUGAGACUUUUUGUUGCAUAUAAGGCUGCAAUUCAUGGUUUCAAGCAAGCAUGCCGACCUAUUGUGUUUCUUGAAUGUGCAGAAAUAGAAGGAAAACACCGAGGUACUAGGCUCUUUGCCUUUGCUAUGGAUGCAGAACAUAAUCGGUUCCCAAUCUCAUGUGCAUUUGUUGAAUCGGAAAAGUAGGGAGUUGGAAAUGGUUUUGUGAUGAGUUGGCUCAAAUCUUGGGACGCAUACCUAAAUUAACAUUUAUAUCAAAUAGGGAGGAUGGGAUUCUUGAAGUGGUUCAUGAUAUCUUUCCAUAUGCAUGUCAUCAAUACAAUCAGUGGAGGCUGAUUGAGG
This is a messenger RNA of Magnolia sinica, 1652 nucleotides long. RefSeq lists its product as uncharacterized. The coding region runs from base 186 to 1496 and encodes 436 amino acids. NCBI's taxonomy places the organism in Eukaryota, Viridiplantae, Streptophyta, Magnoliopsida, Magnoliales, Magnoliaceae. The record is from RefSeq and is a predicted model, not a curated record. The transcript has 4 exons. Gene Ontology annotation, molecular function: protein binding.